AGCAUUAGGCAUGGUUGAAGAAGAAGGAAAAAGAAAAGAAAUAUACGGCGAAAACGAAUUUAUACAUACAUUGCAUAGCAAGCAUUGGUCUCGAGUUGUCUCUUACCAACCUGGUAGCCAAGGUGGGAUCGCGGUUCGGUACUAUCGUCCGCCGUCGUCCGCCGUCCGAUCGCGGCCUGCCGUAUAAUGCCCAGGUAGGGUGGGGAUUGCAAGUUAGGUACCUUCUAAAUCUAGACAACCACCUAGUCAAAUAGGUUCAGCCUCAUUAACACUAUCCAGGAGAAUGGUUCUGGUUCACUUCCAUGUUUCUGUGUACCAUGGCUACUUUAUUUCACAAUGGACGCUUCUUCCGGUCCGGUUCUAAGGGCGAGGACCAUUCUUUUGCGGAGUCCUUGCUUGUCGAUGGGUCCGGGACAAUCGUUCACAUCGGUAAUGCGAGCGAUGAGCAAAUCAGAGUAGCUAAUGCUGCCGGGGUAGCCAAGCACGACAUGUGCGGCCGCUUAGUCUUACCAGGUUUCAUAGACGGGCACAUGCACUUUCUGAUGCUGGGGCAGUCCUUGCAGAAGGCUGGACUGGAAGCAUGCAAGGAUCUGCAGGACAUCCGGCGAACCAUCAAGGAGUUCGCGGCAGCACACCCGUCCGUAGCUCGAAUCAUGUGUAAAGGAUGGAUGCACUCCAUGACCAACGGAAAGGCGUUAGCGAGCAUGAUAGAUGACUUGGACCCAAGGCCUAUCUUCAUCGACUCCAAGGACCUACACUCAACGUGGUGCAACGCCGCGGCCCUGGACGAAAUGGGAGUGCAAAAUAUGCCGGAUCCAGAGGGCGGGAAGAUCCACCGUGACGAGAACGGUAAGGCAUCCGGGCUUCUAUCCGAAGCGGCUGCUGUCACGAUCGUCUGGCCGCAUAUCGCCAAAGUUGCACCUAUGGAAGAGAAGUUAGCUGCAUUGAAAGGAGCGGUCGAGGCGUAUAAUUCAGCUGGCUAUACCGGACUCGUACAAAUGGCAAUGGACGAAAACGCAUGGGAGGCGCUGCAAGUGUUACGCCAGAUAGAGACCUUGCCGAUUAGAAUUGCGAUCCACUGGCUCAUUACUCCUAGAAAGACGGAAGCGGAGAACCUCGCCCAAGUUGACCGUGCGAUCGAGUUGAAUCGACAGUUCAACGAAGAGACCAGCCCCGACUUCCGCGUUGUUGGUAUUAAGAUAAUCGGCGAUGGAAUCAUCGAUGGCUGUACCGCGGGACUUCUAGAACCUUACACUUCAAACGGCGUAUCCUGCGACCCUAUCUGGUCGCUUGCAGAACUAGGACCCGUUGUAAAUAAAGCAGACGCUGCGGGCCUACAAUGCGCCUUACACGCAAUUGGCGACAAGACCAUACAGGUGGCCAUCGACGCGCUGGAGCAGAAUGCCACUCCCGGUCGCAGACAUCGGAUCGAGCAUCUCGAGCUUGCGUCACCGCAGGAUGCCGCAAGGUUGGGUAAGUUGGGCAUCACCGCGUCUAUCCAACCGGUACACGCCGACCCGGCCAUCCUCCGAGCUUGGCCCUCUCUUCUCGGGCCCGCCCGCUGCGAGCGCGCGUUCGCCUACAAAGAAUUUGCCGACGGAGGCGCAGUACUUGCAUUGGGGUCUGACGCACCCACGGCCCCCCACGCACCACUCAAGAACGUAUACACGGCCACGACGCGGCGGUCAGCUAGAGAGCCGUCUCUGUCGGACCGGGUAAACCCGCAUUUCGCAUUAGAGCUAGCGGCGGCUAUCGCGGCAGGGACGGAGGGAUCAGCGUACAGCUGCUUUGCGGACCGACGGUCCGGGAGGCUGGAGAUCGGACGGAUGGCAGAUAUGGCCGUGGUAGAUAUGGAAUGGGAUGCGAAUAAGCUGUUGGAAGCAAAAGUUGUACAGACGUGGUUUCAGGGGAAGAAGGUCUUUGACGGCGAAGUGUAAGCUCCGCCAACACAGGUAAAGAAUACUUCACGUAUUUGCUGCUUCCAAGGUGCUCGGAGGAACAGACCAAUUGUAAGCCCUGUCCCAAAAGAGGGCUAAUG
Messenger RNA from Annulohypoxylon truncatum, 2038 nucleotides. Its product is annotated as amidohydrolase 3. The record is from RefSeq and is a predicted model, not a curated record. NCBI's taxonomy places the organism in Eukaryota, Fungi, Ascomycota, Sordariomycetes, Xylariales, Hypoxylaceae. The coding region runs from base 303 to 1937 and encodes 544 amino acids. Gene Ontology annotation, molecular function: hydrolase activity, acting on carbon-nitrogen (but not peptide) bonds. The transcript has a single exon.